Halichondria panicea is the source of this 2907-nucleotide messenger RNA. RefSeq names its product calcium-transporting ATPase type 2C member 1-like. Gene Ontology annotation, biological process: intracellular calcium ion homeostasis; manganese ion transport; calcium ion transmembrane transport. Lineage: Eukaryota; Metazoa; Porifera; Demospongiae; Suberitida; Halichondriidae. Gene Ontology annotation, molecular function: P-type calcium transporter activity; ATP hydrolysis activity; ATP binding. The coding region runs from base 45 to 2843 and encodes 932 amino acids. The transcript has 20 exons. The record is from RefSeq and is a predicted model, not a curated record. Gene Ontology annotation, cellular component: endoplasmic reticulum; plasma membrane; Golgi membrane.
UAUGGAGGCUGAUUGGUGAUCGGUAGAUAAAGGAUAAAGUACUAAUGUCUAGAUCUACAUCACCUAGUCCCGCUUUUAAAGUGGGUGUUUCUACCAUGAGGGCCUCCGAAGCUUCUGUGUCCACCAUUACAGACGUAGUCCACCGCUUGAAUGCUGAUUGUGGCCGAGGGUUGACCCAGUCCCAAGUGGAGGAGAGGAGACAGCUACAUGGACACAAUGAGUUUGAGAUCAAAGAAGAUGACCCUCUGUGGAGAAAGUACCUGAACCAGUUCAACGACCCUCUCAUCAUGCUUCUACUGGCCUCAGCUGUCGUGAGCAUUUUCACCAAACAAUUCGAUGAUGCCUUCUCUAUCACUGUGGCUAUCAUCAUUGUGGUCACUGUGGCAUUUGUGCAGGAGUACAGGUCGGAGCGUUCUUUAGAAGCACUGCAUCAACUCAUCCCUCCAAAGUGCCACUGUGCUCGUGAUGGUGUGAUUAUGGAGGUCCUAGCUCGCUGCCUAGUGCCUGGGGACACUGUCUACAUUUCCCUCGGGGAUAGAGUACCAGCGGACAUUCGAUUGGUCGAGGCUGUUGAUCUUGAGAUAGACGAGUCCAGUUUCACGGGUGAGACCUCUCCUUCCCUCAAGCACACCGAGUCACAGUCAGCUGCAGCUGCCCAUAAUGACAUCUCACAGCUACGCAACAUUGCCUUCAUGGGCACCUUUGUGUGUGGGGGGCAUGGAAAGGGUGUGGUUGUGGGGGUGGGUGAACAGUCCGAGUUUGGCAGUGUGUUCAAGAUGAUGCAGACUGAGGAGGCUCCCAAGACGCCAUUGCAGAAGAGCAUGAACAUGCUGGGCAAGCAGUUGUCUUUCUACUCACUCUGCAUCAUCGGCUGCAUCAUGCUGCUGGGAUGGUGGCAAGGCAAGACUCUACUGGGCAUGUUCACUAUAGGAGUGAGUUUGGCAGUAGCUGCAAUUCCUGAGGGCUUGCCAAUAGUGGUGACAGUCACUCUAGCCCUCGGAGUGAUCAGAAUGGCCAAGAGACAUGUCAUCGUCAAGAGGCUGCCUACCGUCGAAACUCUCGGCUGUGCCAACGUUAUCUGCUCAGACAAGACAGGUACCAUGACGGAGAAUAAGAUGGAAGUGACUGACGUGUAUUCUGCCUCUCGUCAACAUGCCAGGAUCGUCGGAUCACAUGACCAAAUGUUCGGAUCACAUAAUCAAAUGCCUGCGUCACAUGAUAGGAGGCGGGUUGUGUGUGGUGAAACUGCUGUGACUGCUGACAACUUUCCUGACAUAGUGAAUGUCAUCAAGGUUGGUUGUGUGUGCAACAAUUCUCAAGUGAGAGAUGGCAAGAUCCUUGGCCUGCCCACUGAGGGAGCCAUGGUGGCCCUCGGACAAAUGCUUGGAUUGCACAGUCUGAGGGACCAGUUUGUGCGUACAGAGGAGAGAUCAUUUAGCUCCGCCCAAAAAUGGAUGGGGGUGCGAGUCAGGGACAGGACUCAGCAGCCGUCCGAUCCCCCUGGUGGGGAGGAGGUGUGGUUUAUGAAGGGUGCUCUGGACGUUAUCCUCCGUCACUGCUCCACUCUGCCGGAUGGCUCACCUUUGACCCUGGCAGACAAGGACAGUUUCGUGGCUAAGAGUGAAGAGUUGGGGACCAAAGGACUGAGAGUGAUAGCGAUGGCUCGAGGUGUGGACCUGACACAGCUGUCAUUUGUUGGGCUGAUGGCAAUGUGGGAUCCACCACGAGAAGGGGUGGAGGGGGCAGUCCGAGAGCUUCUGGGGGGCGGAGUCAGUGUCAAGAUGAUCACUGGGGAUGCUAAGGAGACUGGCGUAGCUAUAGCCCAGCGGCUUGGCCUGUGGACUACUGGCAGUCUGUGUCUGUCCGGAGAGCAGCUGGGGAGAUUGCCACAUCACGAGCUCAAGAACACAAUAAUGCAGACGGCCGUGUUUUAUCGAGUGACUCCCAAACACAAGGUCGUUAUUGUUAAGUCUCUACAAGAGUCAGGUCAGAUUGUUGCCAUGACCGGGGACGGUACUAACGAUGCAGUGGCCCUUAAGUGUGCGGACAUCGGCAUAGCAAUGGGAAAGGGUGGCACAGACGUGUGUAGGGAGGCGGCAGACAUGAUACUCACUGAUAACAACUUCUUGUCUAUUUUGUCGGCCAUUGAGGAGGGGAAGAUGAUCUAUUACAACAUCAGGAACUUUGUACGAUUCCAACUCAGCACGAGCAUAGCAGCCCUGUCCCUCAUCACUCUCUCCACUCUCUUGGGACUACCUAACCCCCUCAAUGCUAUGCAGAUACUCUGGAUCAACAUUAUCAUGGACGGCCCUCCGGCACAAAGUCUGGGGGUGGAGCCAGUGGACAAAGAUGUGAUGACACGCCCCCCUCGCCGUGCAAAGGACCCGAUGAUCACCCUCCCUCUGAUAGCACAGGUGGUGGGGGCUGCUGCCAUGAUCGUCAUGGGAACACUCUUUGUAUUCCAGAGAGAGAUGGAGGAUGGGAUAAUCACUCCUAGAGACACUACCAUGACUUUCACCUGCUUUGUACUGUUUGACAUGUUCAACGCUCUCAGCUGCAGAUCCCAGACAAAGUCCGUGUUUUCCAUCGGCCUGUUCUCCAAUCGGAUGCUAUUAUACGCUGUCGGAGGCUCCCUCGUCUGUCAGCUGCUCGUUAUCUACUUCCCUCCGUUACAAGCCGUCUUUCAAACCGAGGCUCUGACGGCACUGGACCUUCUGUUCCUGGUCACACUCAGCUCCUCUGUGCUAAUACUGGAUGAACUGAGAAAACUAAUUACUUCAAGACUCAAUAAAAACACUGGAAAUCAUUUGUAUGGCAAUACUAGCAAAAUAUUACCUGUGUGAUGUAAUUGUUGCAUAUGUUUUUAUGAAUUCAAAUUUUGUUCAUCAUAAUCACCAUUAUUUUCAA